Messenger RNA from Oldenlandia corymbosa var. corymbosa, 3728 nucleotides. Lineage: Eukaryota; Viridiplantae; Streptophyta; Magnoliopsida; Gentianales; Rubiaceae. The record is from the annotation of a GenBank genome assembly.
UUAUUAUUUACCAUUUGUUUAAACUUUAAAGUUUAAGGAUAAACGGAUAAAGUUCCUUCUUCUGAGUCUCAAAACAACCAGCAUUCCGCCUCUGCCACCGUCCCCGCCUCCGCCGCCGGCAGACAAUACGACAUGUUAGCUCCUUAUCCAAUAUGCCAUGACCUGUUUUCACAGCAGUUCAAGGUCUCAACUAAAGCUAAAUUGUAUUGUUCCUCAGCCCCACCUUCUUCUUCCGGCUCACUUCAGUUUCACUUCAUAAAGUCUCAAAAUUUGACGUUCCCGUUGAACGCACUUAGUUUAAGAAGCGGAUGGAGGAAGAAGGUAUUUUGCGGCAACAAACUUGCCGUCUCAUCUUCCUUAGAAAACAACGGCGAUGGAAUUUCCUCGCCGUACUCUGUGAAAAUCCCCGUGGGUGACCGGCAUAUAUUGGUUGAAACUGGUCGUAUGGGGAGACAAGCUAGUGGAGCUGUGACAGUGACAGAUGGAGAAACUAUUAUUUAUACAACUGUUUCUCUUGCUGACGUUCCAAGUGAGCCUUCAGAUUUUUUCCCCCUAUCUGUACAUUAUCAAGAACGAUUUUCAGCUGCAGGGCGGACAAGUGGGGGGUUUUUUAAACGAGAAGGAAAGACUAAAGAUCAUGAGGUCCUUAUUUGUAGAUUGAUAGAUAGGCCGUUGCGCCCAACAAUGCCCAAGGGCUUCUAUCAUGAAACUCAAAUAUUGUCUUGGGUAUUAAGUUACGAUGGAUUGCACCCUCCAGAUUCUUUGGCAGUUACAGCCGCCGGAAUUGCAGUAGCCCUGUCAGAAUUGCCAAAUUCAGAACCUGUUGCCGGUGUCCGAGUUGGUCUUAUUGGUGAUCAGCUUGUAGUGAACCCAAGAACAAAGGAGAUGGAAAAUUCAAAACUAGAUUUGUUGAUAGCAGGCACGGAGAGUGCCAUAUUGAUGAUCGAGGGGUACUGUAAUUUUCUUACUGAAGAGAAGUUGCUUGAAGCCGUACAAGUUGGGCAGGAUGCCAUUCGAGGAAUUUGCAAACAAGUAGAAGGUUUGGUGAAGAUAUGUGGAAAACCUAAGAUGUUUGAUGCUAUUAAAUUGCCCCCUCCUCAGCUAUAUAAGCUUGUUGAGGAAAUUGUUGGUGAAGAAUUAGUUGAAGUGCUGCAAAUAAAGAAAAAAAUUCCUCGAAGGAAAGCUUUAGCAUGUUUGGAAAACAAGGCUAUAAGUAUACUUACAGAAAAGGGUUACAUUGCUGAUGUUGGAGCUGUUGGAUAUGCUGAAAUGAUACCAGAAGUAGUUGAAGAUGAAGAGGAUGAGGAAGUGGUUGUAGAUGGUGAAGUUGAUGAAGGUGAUAUUCACAUCAAGCCAGUUCCCCGAAAAGUUCCAGAUUUGACAUUUACUGAGGUAGAUGUGAAACUUGUUUUUAAAGAAGUCUCAUCCAGAUAUCUUCGUAAACGGAUUGUUGAGGGAGGAAAACGAAGUGAUGGCAGGACACCACAGGAGUUGCGGCCAAUAAGCUCUUGUUGUGGACUACUUCCCAGAGCACAUGGAAGUGCACUUUUUACUCGGGGGGAAACACAGUCACUGGCUGUCGCGACUCUUGGUGAUAAACAAAUGGCGCAGAGAAUAGAUAACCUGGUAGAUGAAGAAGAAUUCAAGAGAUUUUAUCUUCAGUAUUCAUUUCCACCCUCAUCCGUUGGUGAAGCGGGCCGUGUGGGAGCACCAUCUCGAAGAGAAAUUGGUCAUGGAAUGCUAGCAGAGAGAGCUUUGGAGCCUAUAUUACCUUCUGACGAUGAUUUUCCUUAUACAAUACGCGUUGAGAGUACAAUCACAGAGAGCAAUGGAUCAUCAAGCAUGGCAUCAGUAUGUGGUGGUUGCUUAGCUUUGCAAGAUGCCGGUGUUCCAGUCAAGUGCUCUGUAGCUGGUAUAGCAAUGGGUUUGGUUUUGGACACAAAAGAGUUUGGCGGUGAUGGAACUCCUCUUAUUCUUUCUGAUAUUACGGGAUCAGAAGAUGCAUCUGGAGAUAUGGAUUUCAAGGUUGCUGGAAACGAUGAUGGCGUAACUGCAUUCCAGUUGGACAUCAAGGUUGGAGGAAUUACUUUACCAAUUAUGAAGCAGGCUCUUUUACAAGCAAAAGACGGUCGGAAGCUUAUUCUUGCUGAAAUGUUAAAGUGUUCCCCGCCACCAUCAAAAAUUCUCUCCAAGCAUGCUCCAUUAAUUUAUGUUAUGAAGGUUAAACCAGAGAAGGUUAACCUUAUUAUAGGCUCUGGAGGGAAAAGGGUGAAGAGCAUUAUUGAAGAAUCUGGGGUGGAAGCGAUUGAAACACAGGAUGAUGGCACUGUCAAAAUAACCGCUAAAGAUAUGUCCAGCUUGGAAAAGUCAAAGGUGCUUAUAAGCAAUCUUACGAUGGUUCCAUCUGUCGGUGAUAUAUACAGGAACUGUGAAAUCAAAUCCAUUGCUCCAUAUGGAGUGUUUGUCGAGAUCGCACCUGGCCGAGAGGGACUCUGCCACAUUAGUGAAUUAAGUGCCAAUUGGCUUGCAAAGGCGGAAGAUGCUGUUAAAGUUGGGGACCGAGUUGAUGUCAAACUUAUUGAGAUAAAUGAGAAAGGGCAGCUGCGUUUAAGUCGCCGUGCUUUGCUUCCAGAACCUGACAAGGGACAACCAACAAAUAAAACUACUACAAUUUCACAAAAAGUUGCAGAUAAGAGCAAACCUAAGAAAUCGGUGACUGUGAUGAAGAAUACUUCACCACUGGAGAACGGUGAAGUGCAGAAGAGUGAAAAUGUUGGUGCAGAAACUAAAUUACCUUUGAAAAGAAAGGCAGUUGAUGAUCAAUUUUCUUCAAAGGACAGCAGCAACCCUGUUGUUAAUGUUUCUCUCAAAAGUGAUACAACUGUUAUAAAUGGAGAGGCCAAUGUGGGUUAAUCAAUGCGACCAUCAACUAAUGAUGAUUUCUAUCUAAAAGUUGCAUGGUUGUGAAAUUUCUCAUUGAACAUCAGAGGGUAAAAAAGAUUGUCGAUAUUCUUCUUCAGUCAGCUGCAACAAAGUACAGAAAUAUCGCAAAUUUUUCAUGUGCGUUGGUUUCUGGUAACAAGGCCUGCUAAUGGAAGGCAACCGGUUUGUAUUACUGGGUUUAGUGCAAUCCCAGGAAAGUUUUGGCCAAAAUGAAAUAGCUCCUGAUUUGAAGGUCCACUCCUGGAAAGCCUCUCUAGGAUCAACAUCGUACAGUGACUGUCUCGAAGUUGAUAUAUUCAUGUUAUACAUCGUUUCCUUUUGUUCUUGAUUAGCUUUUAGGUCAGUUUUAUCUACUUUACAAGUUUCCUAGAUUAGAUUGGGAGUAAGAAAGGAUUAAACUCUUUGAUAGAAGCCUUUCAAAUUUUUGACGGUUUUUACAGUAAACGAGUGUGCCCCGGAGGUGUAUGCGGGCUCUGGAAUGGGGAAUUUGUGUUACCUUACGGGUCAGUACUUUUUAAGAUCUUUGUACUGUACAUAAGACGGGAUCGGUUAUCAACAAUUCAGAAUUCAUUGGAGGCAAAACCAGGUCCGUUUUCACAUUCAACAGUGAAGACCGGCUUGACAUUACAUAACACUUGUUUCUCAUCGAUCAAACUCUUUCAUGUAUUAUUGGAUAUGCAGGCAACCGUGUAGUGCCAUUUAUGAUAAUGUUAUAACACAAAACAAUGCUGUAAACAAAUACAACAAUUAACUUCAAAGCACAUCGCGGCAUUCAAAUUGGAAAC